UUAGAAUUUUUCUUAUUCGUCAUUUUUCUUCUUCAACAAAAGAAAAAAAUUAAUUAGAAAUAGAAAAGGCAAAUGGAGAGUUUGAUUUCAUUGAUAAACAAGUUGCAAAGAGCUUGUACUGCUUUAGGUGAUCAUGGUGAAGAAAGUUCUUUGCCUACUCUAUGGGAUUCUUUACCUGCCAUUGCUGUUGUUGGUGGUCAGAGCUCAGGGAAAUCCUCGGUGUUGGAGAGUAUUGUUGGAAAAGAUUUCUUGCCUCGUGGAUCUGGCAUUGUGACUCGGCGUCCACUUGUCUUGCAACUACAUCAGAUUGACGAAGGAAAAGAGUAUGGAGAAUUCCUUCACCUUCCAAGAAAGAAAUUUACUGAUUUCGCUGCUCUGAGACAGGAGAUCACGGAUGAAACAGAUAGAGAGACAGGACGCUCCAAAGCCAUCUCCACCGUUCCAAUUCAUCUCAGUAUCUAUUCUCCGAAUGUUGUAAAUUUGACGUUGAUUGAUCUUCCAGGACUUACAAAAGUAGCAGUCGAGGGUCAACCUGAGAGCACUGUCAUGGACAUUGAGAACAUGGUUCGCUCCUACAUUGAAAAGCCCAACUGUAUUAUACUGGCAAUUUCGCCAGCCAAUCAAGAUCUUGCUACGUCCGAUGCAAUUAAGAUCUCUCGGGAAGUAGACCCUAAAGGGGAGAGAACAUUUGGUGUUUUGACAAAGAUUGAUCUUAUGGACAAGGGUACUGAUGCAGUUGAUAUAUUAGAAGGAAAAGCUUACCGUCUACAAUUCCCAUGGAUUGGUGUUGUUAAUCGAUCCCAAGCUGAUAUUAAUAAGAGUGUUGACAUGAUUGCUGCUCGGCGUAGAGAGAAGGAGUAUUUUAUGAAUUCUCCAGAGUACAAGCAUCUAGCAGACAGAAUGGGUUCUGAACAUCUAGGGAAGGUGCUCUCAAAGCACCUGGAAACGGUAAUCAAAUCUCGAAUUCCAGGAAUUCAGUCACUUAUUAAUAAAAGUAUUGCGGAUCUAGAGUCGGAACUGGGCCGUCUUGGAAAACCUAUUGCUGCUGAUGCCGGAGGGAAGCUGUACUUGAUCAUGGAGAUCUGUCGCGUUUUUGAUCAAAUUUACAAAGAACAUCUUGAUGGCGUCCGUCCUGGUGGUGAUAAAGUCUACAACGUUUUUGAUAAUCAGUUCCCCGCAGCGCUGAAAAGAUUGCAAUUUGAUAAGUAUCUGUCAAUGGAUAAUGUGAGAAAGCUAAUUACUGAAGCAGAUGGUUACCAGCCUCAUUUGAUAGCCCCAGAACAAGGAUAUCGUCGACUUAUUGAAUCUUCUUUAGUCUGUAUUAAAGGUCCUGCUGAGACAGCUGUUGACGCGGUACGCAUAAACAUGGUUCAAAUAGAAGUGUUAAUAUUUCUACCUUCAAAGGUUCAUUCAAUACUUAAGGAGCUGGUCCAUAAAUCUGUGGAUGAGACUGUGGAGCUAAAGCAAUACCCCAGUCUUAGGAUGGAGGUUGGAAGUGCAGCUUGUGAAUCAUUGGAUAGGAUGAGGGAUGAGAGCAAGAAAGCUACCCUUAAGCUGGUUGAUAUGGAAUGCUGUUAUCUAACUGUUGAAUUUUUCCGGAAGCUUCCUCAAGAUAUCGAGAAGGGUGGAAAUCCAACACAUUCAAUUUUUGAUAGAUACAACGGUUCAUAUCUCAGGCGAGUAGGAACAAAUGUCCUGUCUUAUGUCAAUAUGGUUUGUGCGGGUCUGCGAAACUCCAUUCCAAAGUCUAUCGUUCAUUGUCAAGUACGUGAGGCUAAGCGCUCCCUUCUCGACCAUUUCUUCACCGAGUUGGGUAAAAAAGAGUCUAAGGCAUUGGCAUCAUUGUUAAAUGAGGAUCCAGCUGUUAUGGAGCGUAGAGUUUCUCUUGCAAAGAGGCUAGAGUUAUACAGAAGUGCUCAGGCUGAGAUUGAUGCUGUUGCAUGGGCCAAGUAAAUCAAGAUUCGUUUAUCACCUCAAAUUGAGAAUGACGAAAGUCGGGGAAUUCCGUGGUACGUGUAUCUCUUAGAGAGUAGAGAAUGUCAUGCUUUUUCUUUGAAACAAUGUUUAAAUCCUUCUGCAAGAGAUUCCUUUUAUGUAGUGCAGAAAUGAUUAUUAGUGAAGAAGAAUGGAUCGAAACUAGAAUACCGAUACAUCAAAGAGAGGGGGAAAAGCAAAACAGAGAAAACAGAAGAAAUGAAAUAAAAAUAGUCCUACUGAACAGGAAUUCAGCUUAUUACGACAGUCAAAAUUCUAAGUUGAAUCAACUAAACCAGAUCAUAAAGUUAUUAUACAUGCUCUUUCUGGACCUGUAGGAAAAUCAGCUGAACAUUAACAAGAGAAAGUUAAUCAAUUUUCCUAAUCGACUGCACUAAUGUAUAGUUCUAAAGGGACGCCCUUAAAUCAUACGCUUGAGCCUACGCCUACACCUACACCUCUACUCUCUCUAGGGGCAGCUUUCGAGGCUAUUAAGAUAGAGAUACUCUUUGCAGGGACGAAGCCGGGACUUACAUGCUAUGGGGUCGAACAAAUUUUUCUGAGAUUCACAAAACAAUUUUUGUUAUCGAUAUGAAGGUUCACAUGAUAUAUACCUUUACAUUUUCACGGAAGCACCGCCAAUAUCAUUUGGAAUACAUCAAUUCUCGGCGAGGGAAUUUUGCACGGAGAGUUUGUCGGGUAGAAAAUGAUAAAAAGGACUUGAACGAAUUUUUCUGAGUUCUUCCAUCUCCUUUUCAACCCAAGCUUCUACGCCUCCAAGAGAGUUAAAACCCUUCUGAAAAUCAAGUGUUAUUAAAUGCCUGCACAUGAGCAGAAAAAUAAACAGUUCUGUGAGUACCUGCAAGGGUAGUCCAGUCCGGAUUGCCAAGGCUUCAUCGAUUACAGAUAAGGAACUGAAAAGCAUGAGUUAAUGGCAAAAACCUAUCUCGAGAUUCUAAUGCAUAAUACACAUUUCUCCAUUGGCGGGGACCAGUUCUACCAUGAUACCUAAAGUAAGUUAAGAUCGGUUCUACCUUGACUCUCAUAGGAAUCGGUUCUACCUUGACUCCCAACAUAAGCUAGGAUCGGUUCUAUCUUGAUUCCCUAUAUAGGUUAGGAU
Molecule: messenger RNA, 3094 nt
Organism: Papaver somniferum (opium poppy)
Lineage: Eukaryota; Viridiplantae; Streptophyta; Magnoliopsida; Ranunculales; Papaveraceae
Product: dynamin-related protein 5A-like
Exons: 17
Coding region: 73-1953 (626 amino acids)
Cellular component (GO): microtubule; cytoplasm; membrane
Molecular function (GO): GTP binding; microtubule binding; GTPase activity
Source: RefSeq, a predicted model, not a curated record